AUUUAAAAAAUCCGAAAAUAACUCAUAUCGCGGCAUCUAUACCCGAUGAGGUCGAGUCAUUCGCGCAUGUAUAUAUUUUUCUGCUCGUGAGUGACAUGAAUCAGGACCAAGCCCAAGUUCUCUUCCACGAGGGCGCAAUUCUCGUCUUUCUAGAUGUACCCCUUGGGACAGAAUUCGGCAUCGAUUGGAAUUCAUGGAACGUGGGCCCCAAGUUCAAGGGGGUUAAGAUGAUACCCCCUGGUUUGCAUUUCAUUUAUUACAGUGCAACAAAUUCUGACCAUCAGGCGGCGCCACGAUCUGGUUUCUUCUACAACUUCAAGGCGAAGGAAGUACUGGUAAAGCGAUGGGACAGGGCAGCGGAGGACGUCAUAACGGAAACUAUCUCGACGGAAAAUCAAGAACAGUUCGAGGCAAAUAAGAAGGAGAUGGACCCUUUUCUUGGUGUUUAUCCUUACGAGAACUACAAGAAAUGGGUGUCCAUGACGAACCACAUGACAGAUGAUGUAAUUCGGACACUGGAGCCACUGGAAGGGAAGAUCUUAUCGGUGACAGAGUUCCUAUCAGAGCGGAGUACGUCCCAGAGUAGAAAGGCGGCAAAAGAAAAAGCUGAGGAAGAAGGAUCUGAGCAGACGUCGGACGAUUCCAGACUUCCUACAAUGCAACAGAAGGAGGGAAGCCAAAUACGUUUUUCAGCGAUUCCAAAGAAAUAUCCGGAAAAUGCUUCUCCGGCUGAAAUCACGAAAUACAACAUGGACUCAAGUUACGCAUUGGAAAAAAUGAUCGAACUAAAUUACAGAACGGAUCUGGAAAUUCUCGGAGAGAUUCAGUUCAGUUUUAUUUGUUUCAUUGUCGGACAAGUCUAUGACGCAUUCGACCAAUGGAAAAAGUUGGUUCAUUUAUUAUGCAGCUGCGAAGGGGCGCUAAAAAACCAUACAGAACUUUACGCUCAGUUCAUAUCUGUCCUCCACUAUCAAGUGCGGGAAAUCCCGGAGGAUUUUUUUGUUGACAUUGUCUCGGCGAAUAAUUUUUUGACUUCUACUAUGCAGAUCCUAUUCUCGAAUAUGGAGAGUGGCGACAUCGAUGAGGGAUUGAGAAAACGCGGUUUGAAUUUCCGCGAACAUUUGACCAAGAAAUUUAAAUGGGAUUUCAUGGAGGAACCUGACGAGGACGCACCGGUAGUUGUUGAAACAGAAUAAAUUGGCAUUUUUUUGUAA
Messenger RNA from Lineus longissimus, 1214 nucleotides. Its product is annotated as protein AAR2 homolog. The transcript is spliced from 5 exons. Gene Ontology annotation, biological process: spliceosomal tri-snRNP complex assembly. Lineage: Eukaryota; Metazoa; Nemertea; Pilidiophora; Heteronemertea; Lineidae. The coding region runs from base 96 to 1196 and encodes 366 amino acids. The record is from RefSeq and is a predicted model, not a curated record.